AUGUCAUUCAUCCCAAAGCACCUAAUGUUGCGAUACUCUACUGUAGGGAUACAGCAGUCUAUAGUAGCACGACAACUGCCUGUACAAUCUGUACUCGUCAAGUCUCAUCAUCGAAGUUUUGCAGCUGAACCAAUGAAGGGAAAGACUGCAAAGAUUGGUAGUAGAACCAAACAAGCCGAUGAAAAGAGCGCCAUCGCACUCGCACCAUUCAAACCAUCAGAAGGCGGCCGGACACUCCCACCCCCAAUACCACACGGCGACUGCCACGACCCCAUCUACCGUCGUCGCAGAGGUGGUGUCCUUCUCCGUCGCAUAAACGCAGACCUAACAUCCCGAUACGACACAGACAACAGAUCAUCCCUCUUCAACCCGCUCUCCCCCUCCACAUAUCUAGCUCCAGGCUCUGUAUUGCUACUAGAAACAAUCCAAUCACGCACAAAGCCAAACAAGACAAUCUUCUCGGGCGUGCUGAUGGAUUCGCGCCGGAAGGGUGUUGGAUCGAGUUUUAGUAUACGGCAGAUUGUGGUUGAUAGUGUGGUGGAGAUGCGGUUGCCAUUGUAUAGUCCGUUGUUGACGAGGAUUAAGGUGUUGAAGAGGGUUGGGAAGGACGCUUGGAAAGGUAUGACGCCAAAGCAGGUGCUGGAGAAAGUUGUUGCGGAUAGUAGUAGUAGUUUGAGGGAGGUUGAUGAGGUUGUUAUGAGGGAGAGGGAGUUUGCUAAGAAGAUGGCUGCUGCUGCUUGA
Messenger RNA from Synchytrium microbalum, 741 nucleotides. RefSeq lists its product as uncharacterized. The record is from RefSeq and is a predicted model, not a curated record. Gene Ontology annotation, molecular function: structural constituent of ribosome. Gene Ontology annotation, cellular component: ribosome; mitochondrial large ribosomal subunit. The transcript has 2 exons. Gene Ontology annotation, biological process: translation. Lineage: Eukaryota; Fungi; Chytridiomycota; Chytridiomycetes; Synchytriales; Synchytriaceae. The coding region runs from base 1 to 741 and encodes 246 amino acids.